AUGAUUCAGCUUACAAGGUGUUUUGCCACGGUUGUAUUCCUUUUUCUUACAAUAAUACACCAAUCGUCUGCUGCUGACGAGACUACAAUAACUUCUUACAAUGUCCUGAGCUUUGGAGCUAAGCGUAACGGUGUAACGGAUUCCACCCAAGCUUUUCUUGAUGCUUGGGCUGCUGCCUGUGGAGCCUCCGCGGAUUCAUCUGAGAUAUAUAUACCGAAGGGGAGGUAUUUGCUUGGCGCUAUUGCCUUUAAAGGUGACUGCAAAAGCUCACAUGUCACUUUUCGGAUUGAUGGAACACUAGUGGCUUCGCCUGAUUACCGAGUACUAGGCCAAGCUAACAACUGGUUCAGUUUUGAAGGAGUUACUGGGGUAAACAUUGUCGGAGGAGCACUUGAUGCUAAGGGUUCCGCCUUGUGGGCUUGCAAAUUAAGUACGGAAACCACCAGCUGUCCUAAUGGAGCCACGACUUUGAGUUUUACAAACUCAAAAGACAUUAGAGUUGAAGGACUAAUGUCAUUGAACAGCCAAAUGUUUCACAUUGUGAUAAAUGGCUGCCAGGAUGUACUCAUUCAAGGCGUCAAAAUUAUUGCUGCUGGCAAUAGCCCUAACACCGACGGCAUUCAUGUCCAAUUUUCCAAAAAUGUUGCAAUCUUCGACACCUCCAUCAAAACUGGGGACGACUGUGUCUCUAUUGGCCCUGGGACCAAGGACUUGUGGAUGGAACGCAUAUCAUGCGGACCUGGCCACGGCAUUAGCAUAGGGAGCCUGGCCAAAGACUUGGAAGAGGAAGGAGUACAAAACGUAACAGUUAAAAAUGCAAUUUUUAAGGGUACAACAAAUGGGCUGAGGAUCAAAUCUUGGGCAAGACCUAGCACCGGAUUUGUCCAAGGUGUUCGAUUCCUUGAUGUCGUAAUGCUUAAUGUCCAAAAUCCCAUCGUAAUUGACCAGAAUUACUGCCCACACAACCUCAACUGUCCUGGUCAGGUAUCUGGUGUCAAAGUCAGCGAUGUACUGUACCAGAACAUUCGAGGCACAUCGACAACAGCAGUUGCAGUAAAAUUUGAUUGCAGUGCAACAAAUCCAUGCAGUGGGAUAAGACUCGAAAAUGUGAAUUUGACUUGCCGGAAGCAAGUAGUGCAAUCAUACUGUAUGAAUGUAAAUGGAAAGAGUGUUGGCACUAUUCAACCAAGCAGUUGUUUGUAA
This is a messenger RNA of Rosa rugosa (rugosa rose), 1203 nucleotides long. RefSeq names its product polygalacturonase-like. Gene Ontology annotation, biological process: carbohydrate metabolic process. Gene Ontology annotation, molecular function: polygalacturonase activity. NCBI's taxonomy places the organism in Eukaryota, Viridiplantae, Streptophyta, Magnoliopsida, Rosales, Rosaceae. The coding region runs from base 1 to 1203 and encodes 400 amino acids. The transcript has 4 exons. The record is from RefSeq and is a predicted model, not a curated record.